CAUCAAGAUUAUGAAGAGCCAGGACCCGAUGGGCGGGCGCAUCAUCAACAACGGGUCAAUCUCCGCAUACACACCCCGUCCCGACUCGGUCGCAUACACCGCCACCAAGCACUCGAUUACGGGCCUGACCAAGUCAACAUCGCUCGACGGGCGCAAGUACAACAUCGCCUGCGGGCAGAUUGACAUCGGCAACGCCGCAACACCCAUGACCGCGCGAAUGAGCGGCGGAGUUCCGCAGGCGAGCGGACUUACCAUCGAAGAGCCGACUUACGAUGUCAACCACGCCGCGGACGCCGUAGUCUUCAUGGCGAACUUGCCUCUCGACACCAAUGUGCAGUUCAUCACCAUCAUGGCGACCAAGAUGCCCUACGCCGGGCGUGGAUAA
Molecule: messenger RNA, 385 nt
Organism: Geodia barretti
Lineage: Eukaryota; Metazoa; Porifera; Demospongiae; Tetractinellida; Geodiidae
Source: the annotation of a GenBank genome assembly